This is a messenger RNA of Sclerotinia sclerotiorum 1980 UF-70, 981 nucleotides long. RefSeq lists its product with no specific name. The record is from RefSeq and is a predicted model, not a curated record. NCBI's taxonomy places the organism in Eukaryota, Fungi, Ascomycota, Leotiomycetes, Helotiales, Sclerotiniaceae. The transcript has 3 exons. Gene Ontology annotation, biological process: regulation of DNA-templated transcription. Gene Ontology annotation, molecular function: DNA-binding transcription factor activity, RNA polymerase II-specific; zinc ion binding. The coding region runs from base 1 to 981 and encodes 326 amino acids.
AUGGCAAACCAGAUGUACGCUUUUCCGCAGCCGUGUCCAACAUCAACUGUGCCAAUACCACAGCCAAGGGUAAGACGUUCUCGUGCGAGUAGACCAAAGGUCAAAACCGGCUGUUUGACUUGCAAGUCAAGAAAAGUCAAAUGCGAUGAAGCAAAACCGGGUUGUUUGCGAUGUGUUCGGUUUGGACAUAAAUGCGAAGGCUACGCUUAUCUUCAGAAAUCCAAUGUGAAGCCCACUAUUGUAACUAACAUCGCACCCCGAGCGCUCGUACCGAGAACUGGAUAUGUGUCCAUUAGUCCCGCUAUAUCUCCCACUUCUGUGGCUUCAACAUCAUCUUCCAUUUUAUCACAACCAGAGGUUUCUGUUUCUCCACCAUCGACGUGGAGAAAUAAGAGUGCAGAAGAACGUUUUCGGAAUUUUGUGAGAGAAAUCACAGGGAGUUCGGGAUACUUCGAGGUUUGGUGGGGUCUUAUCUUCUUGGGGUGUCAAUCUUCCUCCCUCGCUUUUGAUGCAGUUCACAUGAUUGGAUCUCUUGAUCUACGACCAAAGAAUCGAGAGAUCCAAAUAGGUACCUUUAGACAUAUGUCUAGUUAUCGAGAGUAUUGCAAUACGAAAUAUGUGACGAAGAAAAGGACAGUACCAUUUUCCGAGGGCCCAGGAAUGGGUGUAGGUGUCAUUGACAUUGAUGUGGAUAGUAGAACAACGCUUAUCACCCACCUUCUUUCUAAUAUGAUGGGUAGGGGUAACGAAGUAGACAGCCAUGAAAGGGUUUCAACUAUGUAUUUGGGACUAAGAGCACUACGUGAGUGGGUGGUUAGGACAUAUAUCCCCCAAGGCGGUCAUCUAGGAUCAAUGUCCGAAAGUACUUGUCUGAAGUGCUUUCGUCGUUUGGAACUAAGAGUCCUACGAGGCGAAGAAUGGCUUGGAAAGGGUUAUAAUGAAAAGUAUGGAGUGGCUUGCUUCGACCCUCAAACGACAUGA